AUGUUACAGGCUGGGCUCCGGGCAGAUCUCAUCACCCUGGGCGCCUGUGUUGCUGGCGUUGGCGACUGGUGGAUGGCGCAACAGAGGCUGGAGCACGUGGCCACUGAAGGCUUGGAGAUCGACAUCAUCACCAGCUCUGCGGCCAUUUCUGUUUGUAGCAGUUCCGCUGCGUGGCAAGCUGCCCUAGCCAUCACUGCGUCGAAGUCGUCCUCCGUGGUCAGUGCGAUGAUCGCGGCCAUCGCUAAGGCGCCGUCGGCGCCAUGGCGGAAGGUGCUCAAAAUGAUGGCAGAAGCGCCUUGGAAACGGAAACGGAAGGUUCGCACACCCAAUGCGGUGGUCUUCGGUGCUGCCAUGAACGCUUGCGUUUCGCAGCCGCGGGUGGUCGCCCAACUUUUCAAGGAUUUCGUUCCGGGGGCUACUGACGGCAGACACGUGUGUUUGGCCGUCACUGCGUGGGCCACUCUCGGCGGUACCCUCACGCCGGCCCCGCAGGGCGCUCCGCCAACCCCGGCAGCGGCGCCAGCCUCUGGAACCGAGGCGGCGCCUCCUGCGGCGCCCGCCUCCCCGCGAGCGGCGAGCCCGGACAGCGCCUCCGGCACGUCCUCAGUGCCGUCUCGCCGGCGCACCCCGUCCGUGGCCCGCCGGUCGCGCACGUGCUUGUGCACGCGCUCGCCCUCCUCUGCUCCUGCCACUCCGGCGGUGCCGCCCUCGCCCAGGGCCCGCCUCCGGCCUCGCCGCGCCGCUCCCACUCCGGGGGCUUCGCGACGCAGGCCGGGGCGCAGAGGGGGAAAGAAAGUCCGCGAGCGUGUUGCCCGCGCGCGUGCUCACGCUGCCUCGGCUGUCCCCGGGCCUGCCACCUCUCGGCCCCGGCCCUCCUCUCGCCGCCCCCUCACGGCCUUCGCGGUGCCGCGGCCGGCGCCCGGGCCCAUCCUCAGCGCUUCUCCAUUCAGCAGCGCAUCACCCUUCGCGGCCAAUCCUUUCGCUGCCGCUGGGCCGCGCUCCUUCCCAUCCUUUUCAAGGCAGCCGGGGCCAGCGAUCUCCGGGGGGGGUGGUCCGCAGCAUCCCUUUGGUUCAAGAGUUUCACCAGCGCCGUUCCCACCGGCAGCUCCGGCGCCUCCCGUCGUCUCACCUGCGCCGGCGCUCUCGGCCGGCGGCGCUGACCUCCCCAAUUGUCCUACUUGCCUUGAGCCGCUGCAUCCUGCAGACCCUCCGCGCCAACGUACGGCGUUUUGGCCCGGGUGCCGCCAUCCAUACCAUUUUGCGUGCCUCGCCCGCACAGUGGCCCGCUUGCCCGACCCAGCUUGCUCCCUGUGCCGUGCACCUUGGCCAGACGGCGCGGCACCCGAGCUCAUUGACGCGUGCACGGCCUUGGCAGUCAACCCCUUUCUCGACUCCGACGCUGGAUCGCGCCCACCCACGCCUCGGGCCAACGCCGCCCACGCGGCGCCGGCCGUGCCUGUCGACAGCAGCAGCGGCAGCGACUCUGACGCGCCUUGCCCCCCGGAGCCUCUUCCACAACCACUUCCAUGGGCACGCCGCAGCCCGCCACUCUGCCCGGUCCAGGGCGCAGCGAACUCGUCGCUCUACGUGCCGCUCCUCUGGGCAGCUGUCGGCGACAUGCCGGCGGAGGCUCUUGCCGCGUGGCGCGCUGCCACGCCUACUGACGACUGGUGGGAAACCAGCCGCGCCCGCCUCGCAGCGUCCGGCCCUGUUUCCCUUGCACGGCUCACGGCUGCCUUAGCCGGCACUCCUUCGCCUGGCCCCGCCACCUCCGCCGCGCGCCUCACCGCUGCAGGUGGCAGUCUCCCUUCUGCUGCCCAGGCGCACCUUGCAUGGGCCGUCCGGCACCUGGCCGGGCUGGACGGGUACGUCGAGGCCGCCGGCCAGGAAGUGUGCCUCCAACUCUACGGCGGGCUCGCGCUGGCCACGCGCUUGAACACUGCCUCCGAUCGCUUCCGCGCACCCGCAGCGCCGGAACUGGCCGGAGCCGUGCCGCCGGCGCGUCGCCGUCCUCGACGUCGCCGAGAUCCACCCCACCCUUCCAAUGCCCCCGCCGCUCCUGGCCUCCCGGUCCCGGCCUCGGACGACGAGGUGAGCCUUGCCGCGCCGACCCAAACCCUUGUCGGCUCCAUACCAGACGCCUCCUGGGCGUGGCUGGACACGGUCGACUUGACGGCCGAGUUCCGGGCGCCCGUCUCAACCAUUCGGACCUUGCCGCCUUUCCUCCACAGUCCGGCCAUCCGCGCCUAUCUCAUCCCCCUCCGGGUCAUCGCGUCCACCACCUCGGCCACCCAAGCAAGCCGUGCAUGGACCCUGUUCCUCCUCACCCCGGCGCGGGCGUGCGCGCAUGUCCGCACCGGCGAUUUGAGCCGCGCGCGCCACACGCUGACCAGCUUGCCUCUGGCCCCGGGUACGGCAGCCACACUUGCCGCACUACGGGACCCCGCCCGGCGUCCACCAACGUUGCUCCGGCCCAUCCCCGAAGAAGUCCGGCGCGCAGCAGCGCCGCCGCCGACACGGUUCUCUGCGCAGAUCGUGGCUGACGCUCUCAGGUCGGCGAAACGAGGCUCAGCGGCCGGGCUGUCCGGCUCCACAACGGACCACUACAAGACGCUCCUCGCGGACGAGGAGGCGCUGGACCUACUGGCUGUGGCUGUCACCCGUUUAGCGGCCGCAGACCUCCCAGCCCCCGCCCUGGCAGCCCUUCGCCUGGCCAGACUCACGGCCAUCCAAAAGCCUGACGGCGGCGUCCGAGGCGACGCCUUCCGGCGCCUGGCUUCCCGUGUCCUCGCGCGACAUUACGCUGCCACUUUCGACCGGCUCACCCGCCCGUUCCAGUAUGCCCUCCAGGCACGUGCUGGCACGGACGCACUCGCUGGCCUCCUGCGGGCUUCCCUGGAAACCGACCCCGGCACCGUGGUCGUCAGCAUAGACGGCCGCGCCGCUUACGAUACGGUCAGCAGGGCCACAGUCCUCAGCCAAGUCUCCGCCUUGGUCCCUUCCUUGUUGCCGUUCGUCCAAGCUUUCUAUGGCAGCACAUCCACCUACCUGUGGCGAGAUGAGCUAGGCGAACCGCACAUCUUGGAACAGGGCGAAGGGCUCGAGCAAGGCGACAGCCUUGCCCCGGCGCUGUACGCCCUCGCCCAGCACCGCGCCCUGGCAGCAGCGGCGCAGGUGCUGCCUCCCACCGCCACCUUGGCCGCCUUCUUGGAUGACCUCUACAUCCUUUGCCCCACGCCCCAAGCGCGCAGCGCCUACAACACCGUCACCCGAGCGGUCGCAGCCCACGCCGGGGUCAGCACUAACCAAGGCAAGACUCGCAUCUAUGGGUCUUUGCCGCAGGCAGCCCCUGCCGACUUGGCCGACUUGGGGCCCGCGGUUUGGUGCAGCGAUCGCGAGCCAGCCGCUCGAGGCUUUGUCGCCGUUGGGACGCCCCUUGGAUCGCCUGAGUACAUCGCAGCCCAUCUGGAAGCCCGGCUCCAGGAACACCAGCACCUUCUCGACGAGCUGCCCCAACUCCCCGACCUGCAAUCGGCGUGGCUGUUACUGACCUUCUGCGCCGCACCACGCGCGCAGCAUUCCUUGCGCACGAUCCCUCCCUCUGCCACCACGUGCUACGCGACCGCCCACGACACGGCCAUUGCCGGAAUGGGCGGGCUAGGCCUGUACUCCGCCACGCGCACCAAAGAAGCUGCGUACUGGGCGGCGUGGGCCGACUUACUUCCUGUCAUCCAUGCCCGGGCACCCGCCCUCGCCCAAGAGUUUGUCACACAGCUUGAACACGGGCCGGCUGCGGUGGCAGCGUGCCUCCAACAAGCCGACCAAGCAGGCCGGCACCUUGACCUUCAUGGCUGGGCACACCGCCCCCCCUGGACCUCUCUGAUCGGCGACGCCGCCCCACCACCUCCUUUGGCAGACCGUGAGCCUGCUUGGUGGCGCCACGGAUGGCAACACCCCGCUUCUGUCGCAGUCACGACCUACCACCGACAGGAGUGCGUGUUGCCUUCCUUGUCCCCCACCCACCGAGCCCUCCUCCGCUCCCAAGCUGGACCAGGCGCCGGGGCAUGGCUUCUCGCAGUGCCAUCUGACCCUGGCACCACACUGCCUCCCCCGGCCAUGAACAUCGCCCUCCGGCGCCGGCUCCGCUUACCUCUGCCAGUCACUGCCGCCACCUGUGGCGUCGACGGCCGAGGGCAUGGCUGUGGCGGGCCCCUAGACCCAUACGGCGACCACGCGCUCGCCUGUCCCCGCUCGGGCGCCUUGGCGCGACGCGCGCCAGUCGUCGAGCGUGCCUGGGUGCGGGUUGCGCGCGAGGCCAUAGGCGCUGACGGCCGCGUCGUCCCACAGCAGUGGAUUGCGUCCCUCAACGUGCCAGGUGUCUCCAGCACCGACCGACGACGGCUCGACCUCGUCAUCUACGGCGCCACACCACUUGGUGAGGCGCUCUGCUGCGACGCCACCCUCGUCUCCGCCCUCACCCGAGGCGGCGCGCCCAUCCCCCGAGCGGCGGACAAUGACGCGGUCGCCAUCACCGCGGCGCGCCAGCGAAAACAGCGGGCGUACCCAGAGCUGCUCCAACGAGGCGCGCAGCGCUUGCUGGUCCUCGCCACUGAGCUCGGUGGUCGCUGGAGUGGGGAGUGCCGCGAACUCAUGCGCCUCCUGGUUGACCAUCGCGCGCGCCGCGUUGCCCCUGCGGUGCGACCCGCCGCCCGCAGCGGAUGGCUGCGACGUUGGUGGGGGAUACUGAGCGUGGCGGUCCAGCACGCCACUGCGCUUGGGUGCGACUGCUGGCGCCACCCGUGGCAGCCUGCGGGAGAUGAUGGCCCGCCCUUGGCCGAUGUCCUCGAUUUGGCCGAGCCGGCUGCCCCAAGCCGGCUGCCUUGUUCUCAGAGGCUUCCAGCCGAACGCGGUGAUUUGCAGCGUGGCCAUGGAGACGUGGUCACCUUGAGCAGUGCCAUGACCAGCUGCCUCCAACAGCAGCAGUGGCAGUGGAGUCUGCAGCUGGGCCGAGCGCAAGCUGCGCAGGGCAACCUGCUGACGCAGGCCUUAGAGCUACAAGCCUUGACACUAGGGGCGCGAUGGCAACUUGUGCCAAGCAUGGUGGAGCAGUUGCAGAUGAGGACCUUGCGGUCAGGAGCUCCAUUGGUGAGCAGAAUCCACCGGCCAGGUUUCACAAGCCAUGGGUUGAACCAGGCAGCUUCUGCCAGGAUCCCCUUGAUGGUACAUUCUCACAGAUUUUCAAGAUUUUGA
Molecule: messenger RNA, 5250 nt
Organism: Cladocopium goreaui
Lineage: Eukaryota; Dinophyceae; Suessiales; Symbiodiniaceae
Source: the annotation of a GenBank genome assembly